Messenger RNA from Closterium sp. Naga37s-1, 2892 nucleotides. Lineage: Eukaryota; Viridiplantae; Streptophyta; Zygnematophyceae; Desmidiales; Closteriaceae. The record is from the annotation of a GenBank genome assembly.
AUGGGCUUCGAUCCAGAUGAGGUGGAGCGCGAGGAGGAGGAGGAGGAAGAGGAGGGCGACGAUGUGAACGGGGAGGACGACGAUGAAGAGGAAGGUAGGGUUGCGCGGAGGAAGGUACGCGCGCAGAGGAGGGUAGAGCGCGCGGAGGAAUGUAGGCGCGCGGAGGAAGGUUGGGAGGAGGAGGAGGACGAGUUGGACGAGGACGACUAUGCGCUGCUGCAGGAGAGCGGCGUGGGGGGCUUUCACCGCCCCGCCAAGAAGGACAAGAAGUUUCGGCGGUUGAAGAAGGCGAGGCACAUGGGGGGGGACGAGGACGGGUUGCUGAUGGACGACGAGGAAGACGAGGAGGGCGGCAUGCGCGCGCAGCAGCGCGUGGAGAGGGAAAUAUUUGGGGAUGAGGACGUGCCUGAAGAUUUUCAGGAGAGGGAGGGCAGGGGCGAGGAGGAGGAGUUGGAGGAGGAGGACGGGGAGGAGGAGGAGGAGGAAGAAGACGAGAUGGCAGACUUUAUCGUGGAAGGGGGUGUAGACGAUACAGACGAGCAUGGGCGGCGCCGCCGCAAGAAGAAGAAAAAGGGCACGCGCAUGCCAGGUGUCACCUCCGAGGCACUUCUGGAGGCGCAGGAUAUUUUCGGUGACGUGGCGGAUCUGUUGGAGCGGCGGCGCGUGGAGCUGGAGAGGCAGCGUAGGGAGGGAGGGGAGGGAGGCGCAGGGGGGUAUUACUAUGAGGAUGGGAUGGGGACGGAGGGUGGGGAGGAGUAUGGGCGGGAGGGCGCGGGAGGAGCGUCGGCGCUGUCGAAGCAGUAUGAGCCAAGCCUGCUGGAAGCUAAAUACAUGACGGAGCGGGAUGAGGCCAUUCGAGCCAGAGAUGUGCCUGAGAGGCUGCAGGUGUGUGGGCGAGGGACGUGCCUGCCUGAGAGGCUGCAGGUGUGUGCUGGGAACUGCUCCCACCCAGAGAGCGAGGACCAUCUACCCGAGGCCGAGUGGAUCUACGAGCACGUGUCUGGCGCCCUGGCCCCCGACCACCUGCCGCGCACCCAUCAGUUCCUCUCUCUCAUUGCUGCACCUCCCCUUCCCCUCCCCCCUUCUGCUUCCCCCCCCCUUUUGGAGGAGGUGGUGGGUGUAAUCCCUGAAAACGAGGACCAUUUGCCGGAGGCCGAGUGGAUCUACGAGCGCGUGUUUGGCUCCUUAGCCCCCGACCACCUGCGGCGGGGGGAGUUCUCGUACGUCGCUGACGCGGAGAGGCGCGCCGCCACGUGCGCACGGGAGGACGUGGAGAAAUGCCGGAGAGAGGCCAUGGCGGCGCGGGAUGGGGCGAUCGAGCAGAUUGCGGCUGUGCUUGAAGAGUUGCAUGAUGCUAAAGUGGAGGUGCCGUACAUAGCGAUACACAAGAAGGCCAUCUGCCCCGCUCUCGUGGAGCAAGACAAGCUCGACGGGGAGCCGCAGCUGCAGCCCUUCCAGGCUCUUUGGGCCAUCCAGCAGUGGGAUCGCCGCUGGCUGCUCCUCCAACGCCGCAAGCGCUCCCUGCGAUCCGCCUACGAGCGGCCGCGAGUGGACGAGGAUGAAGAAGCAGAGCGGCAGCUCGCCAUGCAAGGGGUUCUCCACGCGCUCGACUGUGCGCUCUCGGAGCCCGCCGUUGAGGACGUGGACGCCAAGUUCAACCUGCAGUUUCCGCCGGAAGAGGCGGUGGCGGAGGAGGGCGGGAGAGGAGGGGCAGGUGGGGGGCAGCAGAGGCGGCCUCGGAAGCGGUCGAUGUACUCAGUGUGCCGGCGCGCGGGGCUUAAAGGCGUGGUGAAGCGCAUUGGGCUGUCGGCGUUCCAGCUGGGGGAGAACCUGAUCUCCAUGUAUAAGCAACACGAGGUGGAGGACACGGCGCUAUCACCGGAGGAGGUGGCAACGGAGUACAUAUGUGCCGAGUUCCCCUCGCCUGCCCUCGUGCUCAGAGGUGCCCGCCACAUGGCGGAGGUGGAGAUAAGCAUAGAGCCCAAGGUGCGGGAGCACGUGAGGGAGAUUUUCAACAAGCGCGCCAUCGUCUCCACCAACCCCACUCCACGCGGCCGCCAGGUGAUCGACACGUUCCACCGCUUUGCAGGCAUAGAGCGCCUCAAGGACAAGCCGGUGGGCGAGUUCCGGGACGACCAGUGGCUGCUGAUCGCCAAGGCUGAAUCACAGGGGCUUGUGAAGGUGGAGCUGGGCCUUCCUCCCGCUGUCGUGCAGGAGAACGUUAUCCAGGAGUUUGAAGCGGCCUACCUCUCAGACGGCGUCUCCCACUUCGCCUCGCUCUGGAACGAGCAGCGCCGCACCAUCCUCCGGGCGGCAAUCGCCGCCCGGCUGCUGCCGACGAUGCACAAGGAGACACGCUUGCUACUCACCGGCCGCGCCAAGGCAUUCGUCGCCGAGCAGUGCGCCCUCUCCCUCUGGAAACAUGUCUCAGUCGCUCCUUUUGACGUCCGGGCGAAGGGGGCGGGGGGCGGCGGAGGGGGUGGGAUGGGCGAAGGCGGGGGAGGGGGCAUGCGGGGCGGCGGGGGGAGGGGCGGGAGGCAUGGGGGAGGGGAGGAGCACGGGGGAGGGGGGCAGCCGUGGCUGCGAGUGAUGGCGUGCUGCUGGGGUCCUGGUAACCCGGCAACCACCUUUGCCAUGCUGAAUGCCGCAGGGGAGAUGGUGGAUUUUCUCCAUACUGGCUUCCUCUGUGCUCGCACUGGCCAGCCUAAAGGGGACGCUGCAGCACUGGGGGGGGCUGCUGGAGGGGGCAUGGGGGGAGCGGGGGGAGCGGGCGGAGGGGGGGGGGGGAGGGGAGCAGCAGGUGAUGGUGAUGAAGAAGCGGGAGGACGAGCGGCGGCUGAUGGCGUUUGUGAAGGAGCACAAGCCGCAUGUCGUGGUGGUGGGCGGGGCUAA